AUGCGGGAGGAAAGAAUGGCCAAAACUAUAUAUGAAGUAAAAGUGGAAGAAAGAAUGCCGAGAGGAAGGCCCAGAAAGACCUGGGAAGGUUCAGUCAGGGAGGAUUUCGAUAGGAGAGGAAUGAACUGGAAUAGAUGCAGUCAGCUGGUGCAAGAACGAGAUAAAUGGCUCUAUAAAAAUUAUCCUCUACACUGGUCUAACGAGAAAUUGAAAAUGAGGAAUUGA
Messenger RNA from Nezara viridula (southern green stink bug), 225 nucleotides. The record is from the annotation of a GenBank genome assembly. Lineage: Eukaryota; Metazoa; Arthropoda; Insecta; Hemiptera; Pentatomidae.